GUGAAUUUUUAGAGAAAAUGAAGUGCGCUAUUCUACUCGGAGUGAUUGCACUGAUCACAACGCUAGCAAUUGAAGAUUCGCUUGCGACGGGUACUUCUAAGCCUUUCGUACGGAGCCGUUACAGCAAACGUUGGCGUAUUCCCGUAACUACAGAGCCCAACGCAGCGAAUGGCACUUUAACCACUGAACAACAGAAAACUUUAGAAACGGAGGUGACUACCGUCGAAACGGUCAGAGUAAACAACCAGACCGUCGUUAAGCCUGAGGGAACAACAGCUGUGCCAUCGCUUAGAACAACAAUAUAUUCCAAAGAUGUUAAAGAUGCGAAAAAGGAUUAUCAUAGCACGACAACAGAACAUCCGAGACAUGCUGGUCCAAAUGGCUUACCACUGGACUAUGAUUAUUAUGGGAAUGGCGGUGAAAAUGAAGACGAAGGCGGCCAUAAGUAAUAUAUUUAUUUUUCUUUACGAAUUUUAUAGCCCGUUAUACUAAUAUUUACUGACGAUAAUACCAGUGAAAAUAUCUCAGCAAGUAAUAUUAUAUAUGUAUACA
Messenger RNA from Ceratitis capitata (Mediterranean fruit fly), 552 nucleotides. RefSeq lists its product as uncharacterized. The record is from RefSeq and is a predicted model, not a curated record. Bases 18 to 449 code for a protein of 143 amino acids. The transcript has 2 exons. NCBI's taxonomy places the organism in Eukaryota, Metazoa, Arthropoda, Insecta, Diptera, Tephritidae.